UGCUCUCCUCCGACUUCCAGACACUGAACCCGCUUCCCUCCUGUUGAUGUCCCAGUGAAAAUCGUCAAAUGCCGACUCUGUGAUAUUUUCAGUUCCUACACUUCCACCCAUAAAGGAGCAAAUGGAUUUAAACUGCACGCUCUCGAAGUGCGAUGUGGCGGGCUUGGGCGCGCUGGCGCACAGACUCUUUGGGAAUAACUCACUGUCUCCACUUGAUAACAGCUCCGAAUCUUCCAAUUCAGAGGAGGACGACCUGGAAGUAAACACGGACAUUUACUCUAAGAUUAUAGUCACUGUCCUCUACGUGGCUCUGUUCGCUGUGGGCUCUAUGGGGAACUCCAUCACCCUGUACACACUGCUGACCAAAAAGACCCUGCAGAACCUCCAGAGCACCGUGCACUACCACCUGGCCAGCCUCGCCGUGUCCGACCUGCUAAUCCUGGUCCUCUCCAUGCCCAUCGAGCUCUAUAACUUCAUAUGGUUCCACCACCCGUGGGUCUUCGGGGACGCAGUGUGCAGGGGCUACUACUUCCUCCGGGACAGCUGCUCCUACGCCACCGCUCUCAACAUCGCCAGCCUGAGCGUGGAGCGCUACAUGGCCAUCUGCCACCCGUUCAAAGCCAAGAGCAUCAUGUCCCGCAGCCGCACCAAGAAGCUGAUCAGCGCCAUGUGGCUCGCGUCCUUCGCGCUCGCUUCACCGAUGCUCUUCACCAUGGGCCAAGUGAUGCUCAAAGGCGAGAAGAUAUGCACUGCCAUCGUCUCCCCGCUCACCAUGAAGUCUGUUCUGCAGGUGAAUGCCUUUCUGUCCUUCGUGGUUCCCAUGGUGGCCAUAUCUGUGCUGAACGGGGUCAUAGCCAAUCAGCUGCUGCGAAUGUUCCGCGAGGCAGAGCAAGAAAACCGCAUCUGCAUCAUUGGGGGAAAUCCCACCAUGCUGAAUGUCACGGUGGAGCCGAACCGUGCUCAGUCGCUUCGCCAUGGAGUUCUUGUUCUCCGAGCGGUGGUCAUUGCGUUCGUGGUCUGCUGGCUGCCCUAUCACGCUCGCCGCCUCAUGUUUUGCUACAUCUCCGACUGGUCUGAUGACUUGUAUGACUUCUACCACUAUUUCUACAUGCUGACCAAUGUCCUGUUCUACGUCAGCUCGGCCAUCAAUCCCAUCCUCUACAACCUGGUGUCAGCCACCUACCGCCAGAUCUUCUUCUCCACCCUACGCUACUUCUGUAUGCCCUGCCAACAUAGGCCCAGGGGGCACCCCCACCCCUUGAACCGCCACUCCAUUAGCAUCUCCAGCAACCACACCCUCUGCACCAACAUCAUCAAAGAGACGGCUUACUAAGUGUGGUGGAAUACACUUUGGCUGUACUAUAAACCCAUCAGCUGCUGCAUGGUGUUUACUGGUCCGACUUUAAGGAAAUUCUGGGACAGGGCUGGAGACUGAACAGGGGACACCAUUAUUGUCAUGUAGGGUCAAAUGCUCACUCUGAGACCGUGGUCAUUCAUUUCAGACUUUGUACAUUUUCUUGUGAGGUGUAACAUCCUUAUUAAGCAUACCAUGAGUUUGUAUUGUAAAAAGAAGAAUGAAAAAAAGAAAGGAAGGUGGAUUUCAAAAGAGUUAAUCCUUAACAUCAAACUGAUAAAUGGGUGUUUUGUACAAUGUUUCUAUAUGUACAUGUAGAACAUUUUUAGCAGACCAGUCAUUCUCACUUGCUUGGUGCUAAUUAAUGUUUCAGUGUCUUUAAGAAAGAACUUUAAAAAGUAUCCUGAAAGUAAGAAUGGCCUCUGGCAAAAAUGCUGCAAAACUUCAGAUGUAAGCCUCUAAGUAAUUCAGAAUGGGCAUCUGUGGAUAAUCCUUGCUUUGAUGUUAGAAAAAAGGUGGAUGCAAAGAGUGGCCAUUUCUCAUCCUUGUGUCUGAGUUGCACUUACAGCUGUGUCGGAAGAAUCUCUUCCAUUUUCGUCCCUCUCUUCAUUUUAUCAGGAUUGUUUUUGAUCAGAAAUGUAAUAGUUUAGAGGGUAUGUCCAGGUUAUUCUAGAAUGGAGACAAUUUGGCAGGUUAUCUCUUAAAACUCUGAAAUAUAAACGCUAUGGGAUUUCCAGAGAAAAACAUAAAAAACAGCUUUCAGAGCUACAGAAGUGGCUGCAAUUGAUUAUUUGAAGGAUUCAUACAAAUCAAUAGUGACCUUGAGGAGUAAUUAACAUAUGUUACAAACUGUGCUAAUUUUACCAGCUAUUUUUAGUUUGAUCUUGAGAUUCAGUCAUAUUUAACCAACAUUAAUAUUUUUGAGUCAGUUUAAAAAAACUGAAUGAACCUUGGCUCAGUCUUAAAAUGUUUGGGGUAAAAUUUCAUAGAGCUGGUUGUUACAGUGGCAGCCGAUGUAAUCUUAUGGGGAAACUGCGACAGUCCUUAAAAUGUUCACUUAAAGUGAUUUUUUUUCACCAAUAGUUUGGCAACAUUACACAUGCCUCGCUAAACUAAAAAUCGUACUCUCAACUCUGCAGCAGCGGGUUGUCCCUCUGCUGCUUGUAGACGCUCUCUGUUUUUGUUCACUCUUCAGUUUGAAGGAGCUCUUUGUCAGUACACUCAGGCUCCAACAAGUUGUGACAACCAUCAAAUUCAAAUGCUUCAUUGACAUUGUCCAUCAGAAAAAGAUUCAGCCAUAACAGUUUUCUCCGUAAAAUCCAAACUCCACUCUCCAAAUCUCUUUCUUACUCUGACUUUCAUUCACGUUACCACCUCCUUCUUCCCUCAACAGACUUGAGGGUCAGACGUUUUGUUGAGCGAGAUGGUGUUGCCAGAUUCUUAGAAAAGACCAAGAACUUUGUUGGAGGAUAAAAAAAUAAAUUGUGGACUUUUAGUUAAUUUUGUGGACUGUCGCAGUUGCCCCAUGAGAAAAAUUUGCCUUUAAGGGACGCUUGCAAUAUUAAUCAAUCAGAGAGUAACAAGAAAAAAAUAAAGUUUUCAAAAUGAAAAAAAAGCUUGUUCAACAGACCUGCAAUAAAUACUGCGGUUUAGUCAGCCUGUUGUGUUGUUCUAUGUUGUGUUGUGGUUGUUUUGUAACAGUAAGUGUUUAUGAUAGGUUGUAAACUACCGUUAAAUUACUUAUGUAAAAAACAUAUUUGUAAUCUCUUUGCAUACAAAGCAAGACAAGAGCCAGACAGAGCCCAAGUCAGUCUCCUUCAUUAUGUACUGUGUUUGUUUAAUAAUCAGUAGAUGUCACAAAUUCACUUUAUUUAGCUGUCAUAGAUGCCCUCUAAAUCAACAUGACCUGAAAUUAAGUGUAUGGAAAAGUUGUUGUGUUAGAUGUUGUCUAACAUUUCUGCCAUUUAACAAUGUCCUAUUGUUGUAAGAUGAAUUACAGUAGAUAAUAACAACACUGCUGUGAGGUAAUAUGUCUUUUCUCCAUUGCUGUUCUUUAAGAAAAUGAAUUGCUCUUCAACAUCGUUCCAACUCCAACACAAGCCGCUUAGUAACACUCGCCUUUAUACUGAAGUAAACAGAGAAGCCACAGAAUUUGGUAAUAGGUGGACCAGAAACCAGAAUACACCUGCAUUUAAACUCUUUUGCCACUACGAUUGGGAGGUAUAAUUUCAAUGCGACUCACAGACACCUACGCACCUAGAGCAUUUUGAAAGAACAUUUUCAAAUUAUUUAUACAGGAUAGUGUUUUAAUAAUGGUCUUAUUUCAAUGUAAUGGAAAUGAACUGAAGUGCAUUUCCCUCUCUCUACAAAUUAUUAUUAGACCAGUGCACCAUGCCAGUAAUCCUAAUAAUUGUGUCUGAUAUGCGCAUCUCAUGAUUUAUGCCCAGUGCCAGUGUUCAUUACCAUUGCGAGAACAUUGUGCCCUUUAUUCAGUGAGGCAGAAAAUAAUUAUCUCGAGGUGGAGGAGGCCACAUGCCUUCAUUUAAUGUUUACCAUUCUUAUUAACUGUAACCUCCAUCAUUCCAGAUCUUAAAGUGUUAAGGUUUAUUUACCAUAACCAUGGUCAAUGCUGCUGUAGGAAUGCCUAGAAUAAAAUACUUUGUACGUCCAAAUGCAUUGAGAUGAAAAGGAGCUGUCAUAGAGAAGGUGGAAGAUCUGCUGAUCGAUAAUGGCGUAAGCGUCUAGACAUGGUUUCCUCAAAAACAUAAUGGUCCUGUGUCUGAAUUGAAAGAGAGAAGGUCAAACGCUUGGCUGCCGCAUGAGGUCAUUUUACCUGUCAUUAUAGAAUGUUACAUGAAGACGUAUGGAUUUUUAUAAUUUUUAUGUUAUUCAAUGAUCACCUCAGCUCAAACUUUUUAACCACACGUUAUUUUCCAUAGUGAUCUUUCCAUCACUUCAACCAUACUGUAGUUGCUUUUUGCAGACAUUGAUUUAUUGCUAUGAACCUAGAUUUGGUCAAUGACCUUAAGCAGAAGUGUUCAAUACCUUUGGUAUCUACAGCUCAUGUACUACAUCAUGCAAUAUGACAGUAUUACCAUGCCCACAAUGUUUUUGACUACAGAUAACAAACCUGAGCUACUCUGGUUGUACAGGCACCAUGUUGUACAAUAUGUGUUAUAUGUUCUAAGCUAAGCUGAUUCUUGUCAGGUAAUUUCUACCCUGGUACAUCAAAAUUAAUUCAGGCCUAUGGGGCGCCGGCUUUUUAAAAUGGGUCAUUAAAAUCAUAUGAAUUGAAAUAGGCCAAACUUUCCCCUGUAAGAUGUGACAGGUGCUGCUGUCAGUACUCUGACUCAUAGGCGUGUGCAGUUUACACCUCAGUCAUUUAAUGUCUUUCAAAACAAACAUGUGGGAUCAAUGAAUUAACAGCACUUUUAUUGACAGUUGUUAUUUAACUGGUGGUGAGAGAACCGAGGCUGUCUCCAAUUUAGAAGAGUAUAUACAGUGAUUUGCUACAAAUGGAAAUCAAUGGACUUCAUUAUGAAAGGCUGUAGCAAUGAUAUAGCAGCGGGAUCAUUCAAUUGUAACGCUCGUGUUUCUGGGGUGAUACAUUUCAAUAUGCUUUGCUGUUUGCUAAGUCAGAGACCAAAGGUUGUACAUCAGUGUAUUCAGUGCAAUUGAUGGAUGAAUGGAUUUUAUUCACCAUGUUUGUUGCUUCCAUUUGACAAUUAGCACUAAAACAAGUAUCCUUGAGGCUAAUGGGAAUUUUGAGCUGACAUGGUGUUAGAUGAGAAUUCAGGGAAAUGCAGCUAGUUAUUACACAAAUGUCAAUACAAUUAACGAUGACCCCUCCAGGCAGUUGUUGAGAUAUGUCAGUCUGGAUUUAAAUCAACCAAAAGGAGGUUAAGUUAAUACUAGUCUUUGAAUUUGGUAUCUAUUACAGUAAAGUUUGCCCACUGAAACUACAACAUACCCCAGCACUUUUGCUAAACUGUAUGGAUACUUGAGACUCCUGCCACCUUCUCAGUGCACAUCACAGCAGUAACCUACCAAAACAAGCUCAACAUCUGUGUUUUACUUUUAUAUUCUGCAAUGACUGGUCAUUAUUAUAAUAUUAAUUGUUGUUGGUGACAGUUAUUUGCUGUGCUUUGUAAUGGUUGAUAUACAGUAGCUAUGUGUUCAUGUACAGCAUCUGUGUUUGUAAUCUGUGGAGCCACUUUACUGGAUAUAUUCUCUUUUAUUGACUUCAUUCAGGCCAAACAUUCAGUUUCCUUUUUCAACAGGUUCUCCAGACAGCUAUAAUGAAAAAGAUACUGUAUAUCCCUUAAAAUGUGCAAACUAUUCCAACUGCACAUGCAGUAAUAGUUAUGUUCGCUGGACUUGGCAGUACAGACCUGCACAUGGAUGAAUUAUGAGUUGAAUGUAAAAGGUAAAUAGUUUGUAUUUAUAUAGCGCUUUUCUAGUCUUGAUGACCACUCAAACGUUUUACAGUAAUGUGUCUUGGCCUUGUGCACACUGUAUUCAAAUAAAUAUUUUGCUUAUUUUACUUGA
Messenger RNA from Limanda limanda (common dab), 5902 nucleotides. It is a transcript of the gene ntsr1, whose product is annotated as neurotensin receptor 1 (high affinity). Gene Ontology annotation, molecular function: G protein-coupled neurotensin receptor activity. The coding region runs from base 122 to 1333 and encodes 403 amino acids. Gene Ontology annotation, biological process: neuropeptide signaling pathway. Gene Ontology annotation, cellular component: plasma membrane. The record is from RefSeq and is a predicted model, not a curated record. Lineage: Eukaryota; Metazoa; Chordata; Actinopteri; Pleuronectiformes; Pleuronectidae. The transcript is spliced from 4 exons.